AUGGCCGACUUCAUAACCAACCUCUGGGAAGCCGUCUUCACCCCCGGUCCCACGCCCGCCCUAUUGCUGGCUACCAACAUCACCUUCGGUGCUCUCCAGCUUCUCCUCGCCGCUCUCCUCGCCGCUACCUACAGUAUCCACUUCUUCGUUCUCAGCGUUCUGUGCGGCGGUCUCUGGUGGGCCAUCAACUGGUUUGCCUACGAGUUGCAGCAGGCUCAGCAAAAGGAGGCCGAGGCCGAGCGUAUCAGAAAGUCCAGGUCGCCGAACCAACCCGGAGACACAGCCGACGACGAAGCCACCGAUACCGAAGUCCAGACAGCUGCCGGCGUCAAGGUCAACGUCUCUCAUGCCGAACUUGACUUCAAUCCUACCCAAGAAGACGAACAAAUUAGAUCAAAGAUCCUCAACGACUUCAAGAGCGGCACGGCUUCGACGACUUCGGCUGGUACGACUGGCUUGCAGCCCUCAGAAGGCGAGAGCAGACACCGCAAGGCUCCCAGUGAUCUCAGUGCUUCGUCCAACGACUUUGGCACCGAUAGCGAGUGGAUCAAGGUUGACGAGGAAUGA
This is a messenger RNA of Aureobasidium namibiae CBS 147.97, 567 nucleotides long. Its product is annotated as Pkr1-domain-containing protein. Gene Ontology annotation, biological process: vacuolar proton-transporting V-type ATPase complex assembly. The transcript has a single exon. Gene Ontology annotation, cellular component: endoplasmic reticulum membrane. The record is from RefSeq and is a predicted model, not a curated record. NCBI's taxonomy places the organism in Eukaryota, Fungi, Ascomycota, Dothideomycetes, Dothideales, Saccotheciaceae. Bases 1 to 567 code for a protein of 188 amino acids.